Molecule: messenger RNA, 949 nt
Organism: Mangifera indica (mango)
Lineage: Eukaryota; Viridiplantae; Streptophyta; Magnoliopsida; Sapindales; Anacardiaceae
Product: CASP-like protein 3A1
Exons: 3
Coding region: 136-687 (183 amino acids)
Source: RefSeq, a predicted model, not a curated record
GCAUUAAAGUUAAUGCGCAAAAGCCUCCCCUUGAUACUCUUUUACAUAACUCUCAAAACACACUGAGAAAGCAACUCACUUUCAAAACUAGCUAUUUAUUUUUCAUGUGAAUUCUUCUUCUUGUUGCUUUUGUUGAUGAUGAACGGCCACAAAGGUGAAAAGAGUGUGGCGGCGGGGAAGGAGGUGGUUGUGCAACUGGUGUUGAGGUUUGUGUCCUUGGUGGCUUCUGUGGUAGCGUUUUCCUCCAUGUUAACUGCUAGUCAAAGUAGUGCGGUUUCUAUUUUUGGGUUCCAGCUUGAUGUUUCUUCCCAGUGGUCUUAUUCUUAUGCUUUUGAGUACCUGUUUGGAGUAUCUGUGGCUGCAGCAGCUUAUUCAUUGCUGCAAUUGCUCAUCAGUGGAACAAGGCUGCUAAGAAAAGUUCCAGUGAUUCCCUCAAGAAGCCAUGCCUGGCUUAUUUUUGCUCUGGAUCAGGUUUUUGCAUAUGCGAUGUUAAGUGCAGGAUCAGCUGCAGUUUCAGUCACAAAUUUGAACCGCACAGGAAUCAGACUUGCUCCUCUGCCCAGUUUCUGCACAGCUUUGUAUAGAUUCUGUGAUCACAUUACAAUCUCAAUAGUCUUCACUUUCUUCAGCAGUCUCUUGCUUGCAGCAUCAGUUCUUCAGGAUGUGAUUUGGUUCAUCAAGUCUUGAAUUUUCCUAGCUUUUUAUUAUCAUAUACUUAUUAAUGGAUAUGUGGAAUCUUAAAAUAUAUGUCAUGUGCCUCUUUCUCUUAUGGAAUAUGUGGAGCACAGGAUUGGCCUUUGUAAAGAGCAAAUGUGGCUCUAUAAUUUGUAAUAGUAAUGCUUCCCGUGGUUCAUUUUGUGACCAAACUUAUUGUUAUUUGAUGGAACUCCGUAUCUUAAAUUGCAUGUACUAUAUUUAGUGAGUUAUAGUAAAUGUUUUUAAAACCGAA